Messenger RNA from Eublepharis macularius, 2243 nucleotides. It is a transcript of the gene SRSF4, whose product is annotated as serine and arginine rich splicing factor 4. The coding region runs from base 139 to 1605 and encodes 488 amino acids. The record is from RefSeq and is a predicted model, not a curated record. Gene Ontology annotation, biological process: mRNA splice site recognition; alternative mRNA splicing, via spliceosome. Lineage: Eukaryota; Metazoa; Chordata; Lepidosauria; Squamata; Eublepharidae. The transcript is spliced from 6 exons. Gene Ontology annotation, cellular component: ribonucleoprotein complex; nucleus; cytoplasm. Gene Ontology annotation, molecular function: mRNA binding.
CGCUUGCGCAGGAAGGAAGGCCGGGGAGAGGGGGGAAAAAAGAAGGCCGCUGCCGGCCGCCCCUCCCCUUUUUGAGUGACUCAGUCGCCUCCGCCGCCCUUCGCGGUGCGGGCCCGGCAGGGGUGGGGGGCCGUGGAGAUGCCGCGGGUCUACAUCGGACGCCUCAGCUACCAGGCCCGGGAGCGGGACGUGGAGCGAUUCUUCAAGGGCUACGGGAAAAUCCUCGAAGUGGAUCUCAAGAACGGGUAUGGGUUUGUUGAGUUUGAUGAUGUGCGAGAUGCUGAUGAUGCUGUUUAUGAACUAAAUGGCAAAGACCUUUGUGGGGAACGUGUCAUUGUUGAGCAUGCCCGAGGCCCUCGUCGUGACAGCAGUUACGGUUCUGGACGCAGUGGAUAUGGUUAUAGAAGAAGUGGAAGAGAUAAGUACGGUCCUCCGACCCGUACUGAAUAUAGAUUGAUCGUUGAAAAUCUGUCAAGCCGUUGCAGUUGGCAAGAUUUGAAGGAUUAUAUGCGUCAGGCAGGUGAAGUGACGUAUGCCGACGCACACAAAGGGAGAAAGAAUGAAGGGGUGAUUGAGUUCAAAUCCUACUCGGACAUGAAAAGAGCAUUGGAAAAGCUGGAUGGGACGGAAGUAAAUGGUAGAAAGAUAAGGCUGGUUGAAGACAGGCCUGGGUCGAGACGCCGCCGCUCUUACUCUCGAAGUCGAACUCAUUCAAGAUCUCGCUCUCGAAGCAGACACUCUCGUAAAAGCAGGAGCCGUAGUGGCAGUAGCAAAAGCAGCCAUUCAAAAAGCAGGUCACGAUCCAGGUCUGGAUCCCAUUCCAGAAGCAAGAGCCGUAGUCGGAGCAAAAGCCACAGUGGAGGCCAAAAGGAAAAAAGCCGGAGUCCGAGUAAAGACGACAAGAGCAGAAGCCGCAGCGGAAGCGCGGAGAAAUCCCGCAGCAAAAGCAAAGACAAGCCCGAGGAUGUGGUUCAAAACGAUGAAGACGAGCAGGCAAAAAGCAGGAGUCCCAGCAAGGAAAAGAGUAAGAGUAAAAGCAGGAGUAGGAGUGGUAGUAAAGAGAGAGCAGAAGAAGAGGAGAGGGGGAGCGUAAGGGGUAGUAGGAGUAAGGAAAGAGAGAAGAGUGUCAGCAAGGCCAGGAGCAGGAGCCAAGAGGGGAGCAGGAGCCGCAGCCGGAGCAAGAGUAAGGACAAGAGAAAAGGCAGGAAGCGCAGCAGGGAGGAGAGCAGGAGCCGGAGCCGCAGCAGGGGCGAGCGGAGCAAGAGGCGGAGCAAGCGAGACAGCAAGUCUAGCAGCAGCAAGAAGAAAAAGCGAGAAGACCAAGAGCGGUCCAGGUCUAGGUCUAGGUCCCGCUCUCGCUCCAAAGAAAAAGAGCGCAUAAAAGCAGAAUCUGACAAAAAGGAAGCCAAAACAGAGGGUGAGGAAAUGGACACCCGUUGCAAAUCCCGGUCGAGGUCAAAUUCCAAGUCUAAACAAAAUGUCAAAUCAGAAUCUCGCUCCAGGUCCAAAUCGGUUUCGAAAACAAGGUCCCAGUCCAAAUCUAGAUCGAGGUCUGCCUCUAGAUCACAUUCCCGAUCGAGGUCCAGGUCUCGUUCCAGAUCCUAAACUUGCUGCAACCCCACACUUAGAGCUCUGAAAGAGAGAAAUCCUUUUUUUUUUUUUUUUUGUACAUGUUUGGUAGUUGUAGCACAAGUGAUUGGAGUAGAACACAUGGCACUGCUGUACAUUUUUUAAAAAUCCCCAUAUUGUGUCUGUAAUUGUUUGGCCUGGUGCUCCCUCUCUACUUUUUCUGGUCUGAGAGGUUGAAAGCUUUGUGCUAGCACCACAAGCCGGCCCCUGGGGUUCCCAGAACAGCCCUAAAAACGAACAUUGCAUUCUUGAUGGGCUUCUCAGAUUGGAAUGAUGACUCCUAGGUAGGUAUGGUAACGUUCAACAAUUUCUCCUUAAAUUUGAUGCCCCUUGAUGUAUAUGCCAUUUAGUGAAAAGUGCAAGAGUCUUAAAUUUCAUAUUCCUUUUCCACCCCUUUUCAUAUAUUUUGGACUUGCAGAGUUGUGAAUAGCGAGAGUCAGGAAAAAAUAGAUAACAGUAAAACCAUAGGAAAGGAAGCAAAAAAAAAAAGUAGAGUUCCACAUUCUGGUAUUGUGACAAUAUCCUUGUUUUAUAUUUUUUUAUUUUUCCCCGUCUUGCAAAAGUACCGUGACCCCUGUUUCCAUUAAAUUUGAAUAAAGACUAUUUUUGCUUGA